Camellia sinensis is the source of this 450-nucleotide messenger RNA. Lineage: Eukaryota; Viridiplantae; Streptophyta; Magnoliopsida; Ericales; Theaceae. The record is from RefSeq and is a predicted model, not a curated record.
AUGCGGUCGGUGAUGGUGGUGUCUGGCGGUGUGGUGGGGCGGCGGAGAGGGGGGAGGAGAGGAGAGGGUGGUGGUGGUGGUGGAGAGGAGGAGGAGGGAGCGGCGGUUGAUGAAGUGGAGGUUAGGAGGAGGGGAGGAGGGGAGGGUGGUGGAGCAGCGGCAGGAGGAGAACAUGGCGACGGUGCAUGGUGGAGAGAGGAGAGCGCAGGAGAGAGAGAAGAAACCAGAGGGAGGGGAGCGGAGAGGGAGAAGAGGGAGGAAGGAGGAGGGAGUCGCAGCCUCGUCGCAGCAGCCGUCCGAUCGUCGUUCGACCCACCUCGUCGCAGCAGCCGUCCGAUCGUCGUCCGACCCACCUCGUCGCAGCAACGGUGCGCCGUCUCCUCCGCCUCCGACCCCGCCUCCUCCUCCUCCUCCUCCUCCUCCUCCCACUGGUUAUGGCCCCCUCCAUAA